GCCCUGGAGGAUGCGGGUACUCGUGCGUGUGCUCACAGCUUCUGCACACCUCCCAGAUCCUGCUGGUCCCGGUAAACCAUGGCCCCCAAAAAAGAACCGAAGAAGGAAGCUGCCAAGGCAGCCCCUCCACCACCACCUGCAGAGCCAGAACCUCCCAAGGAACCUGUCUUCGACCCCAAGAGUGUGAUGAUUGAUUUCAGUUCGGAUCAGAUUGAAGAGUUCAAGGAGGCUUUUGCCCUUUUUGACAGGACGCCCAGCUGUGAAAUGAAGAUUACCUAUGCACAGUGCGGAGAUGUUUUGCGUGCCUUAGGACAGAACCCUACUAAUGCUGAAGUCAUGAAAGUGCUUGGCAAACCCAAACCAGAAGAGAUGAACCAGAAGACGCUGGAUUUUGAAACCUUCCUCCCAAUACUGCAGCACAUCACCAGGAACAAGGACCAAGGCACAUAUGAGGACUUUGUGGAAGGUUUGAAAGUCUUUGACAAAGAAGGAAACGGCACUGUCAUGGGAGCUGAGCUCCGUCACGUGCUAGCAACACUGGGUGAGAAGAUGUCAGAGAGUGAGGUGGAGCAGCUGUUGGCGGGUCAUGAGGACUCAAAUGGAUGCGUCAAUUAUGAAGCUUUUGCGAAGCACAUCUUAUCGGGAUGAAGCAUGGUGUUCUGAUUGUGAGCAAUGGGAUUGUCUAUAAACACCAGGAACAGCAAGCUGUGAAAUCUAUACAACAACAACCUUUCCUGCUGACACUCUGCACGUGAGAAGCCAUUGUGUAUCACUGGGAAGAUCCACUCAAUCCUGUUGUUCGCACUGAAUCCAUCUAUAUCCCAGUGUGCGUUGACUUGUGUGUGCUUCACCACACUCAACCUGUCUCAUUGUCCAGUACAUAUUUAAUUUCUAUAAGUUUUUACCACAAAUAAAAUACAACAAAUGAC
Molecule: messenger RNA, 929 nt
Organism: Hemiscyllium ocellatum (epaulette shark)
Lineage: Eukaryota; Metazoa; Chordata; Chondrichthyes; Orectolobiformes; Hemiscylliidae
Gene: myl4
Product: myosin, light chain 4, alkali; atrial, embryonic
Exons: 7
Coding region: 79-648 (189 amino acids)
Cellular component (GO): myosin II complex
Molecular function (GO): calcium ion binding
Source: RefSeq, a predicted model, not a curated record